UUACAUAUCCAUCUCCAACAGUCCAUACUCCACCAAAACUACCUUCCCUUGUAAUGGCUGCUGUAAUAGAUGAUCCGGUGCUCUUAUCGGGAUCCGCAACAACUGCGAAGAUAAGUUAUCGUAAGCGGCAAUUGGUUCAAUGGCCAGAAAACAUUAGAGUAUGCGACGUUGAAGCAUUUCAAUUCGAUCGGAUAAGAAAGCGAAGGGGGAAGUAUGGGAGGCUGAUCCCAUUGGCAUUAAAAAAAGUUUCGACCAACAUUGUUGGAUAA
Molecule: messenger RNA, 269 nt
Organism: Paraglomus brasilianum
Lineage: Eukaryota; Fungi; Glomeromycota; Glomeromycetes; Paraglomerales; Paraglomeraceae
Source: the annotation of a GenBank genome assembly